UUUAACUUUGUUGGAAGAAUCCUUGGGCCCAGAGGACUAACAGCUAAACAGCUUGAGGCAGAAACAGGAUGCAAGAUAAUGGUCCGAGGGAAGGGCUCAAUGAGGGACAAAAAGAAGGAAGAACAGAACCGAGGCAAGCCCAACUGGGAACACCUGAAUGAAGAUCUGCAUGUACUUAUCACUGUGGAGGAUGCUCAGAACAGAGCAGAAAUAAAACUGAAGAGGGCUGUUGAAGAAGUAAAAAAGUUACUGAUACCUGCA
Molecule: messenger RNA, 261 nt
Organism: Mesitornis unicolor (brown roatelo)
Lineage: Eukaryota; Metazoa; Chordata; Aves; Mesitornithiformes; Mesitornithidae
Product: protein quaking-B
Exons: 2
Biological process (GO): regulation of mRNA splicing, via spliceosome
Cellular component (GO): nucleus
Molecular function (GO): mRNA binding
Source: RefSeq, a predicted model, not a curated record